CAAGCAUUCAUUUUCUAUCGCAUUCCUACCAUGUCUCAUCCCGACGGCUCAACCCAACAGACACGACGGAGACAAGCUUACCAAGAUGACCCCGCAGGGCUUGCGAACGGAAAGAACUCGCGGCCAGACGCUCUCGCAACCUCGCUGGAGAGCAUCUCGGUACGGCCUCGAACGCCCAAGACCGCGCGGGGUCGUCCGUGGGAUGAAGAUGGGCUCAUGGACGAUGUCGAAUUGAGCCUAUUGGACAAGGAAGAGCCUCGGGAGGCCGAGGCCGACGUGAAGGAUGUAAAACGGCCCAUGUCUACACGCGAUAGACGGGCAAUUAUCCUACUCAUCAUUCUAUACCUAAUACAGGGCUUUCCUCUGGGCCUCGCACUAGGCUCCCUCCCAUUCCUUCUCAGAGAGCAUCUAUCAUACUCACAGCUCGCCACUUUCUCUCUUGCGAGUUAUCCUUAUUCCUUGAAACUAUUCUGGUCGCCCAUAGUCGAUGCUGUGUACACCCCCGCACUCGGCCGACGGAAAUCCUGGAUUAUCCCCAUGCAGAUUCUCGUCGGCUCCAUCAUGACGAUACUGUCUUUUUACGCGGAUGAGAUGAUGCAAAACCCUGCAGAAUAUAUCAACGUGCUUACUGCCGCGUUCACCACGCUCGUGUUCUUGUCUGCCACUCAAGAUAUCGCGGUUGAUGGCUGGGCACUUACGCUGCUCUCUGAAGAAAACCUGUCAUUCGCGUCCACUUGCCAAACUAUUGGUCUGAACACUGGGUACCUCCUGUCUUACACGGUGUUUUUGGCUCUCAACAGUCAGGCGUUUGCGGAAAAGUGGGGUAUACCGCGUCUCGAGCUGGGCAGAUACUUGCUCUUCUGCAGCAUGAUAUCAUUCGGCACCACCAUAUGGUUGUUCUUUGAGAAAGAGGACGAAGAUGCCGAUGUCGACAUGAGCAUCAAGUCCGUCUACAAGACAAUGUGGACCAUAUGCCGUCUAAAACACGUCCGAACGCUUCUAGCCGUGCACCUCUUCGCCAAGAUAGCAUUCCAAGCUCACGACGCUGUCACAUCACUCAAGAUGGUCGAAAAGGGUCUCGGACGAGAAGACAUGGCGGUUGCUGUCCUAAUCGACUUCCCGUUCUCGAUCUUGGGUGGCUUAUUAGCGGGACGCUGGUCCCGAGGCGAUAAACCUCUCGAUGCUUGGAUCAACUCUUACUGGCCUCGCCUGAUUCUAACACUCGCUUCUACUCUGACCGUUUACUGGUUCCCCACGCCGCCAAUCUCCACGGCGUUUUUCGCGCUGAUCAUUAUCGAGACUGUCGCUGCAUCAUUCGCUUCAACGAUACAAUUUGGUGGUAUGGCUGCAUUCCAUACACGAGUGUCUGACCCGAUCGUUGGUGGUACCUACAUGACACUGUUUGCGACCUUUUCCAAUCUUGGCGGAACGUGGCCAAGAUACUUCGUUCUGAAGGGAGUCGACUUCUUCAGCGUCGCUACCUGUCAAAUCGGGGAUGACAUCGCAGUACAAGCCGCUGAAUGUGUGUCCGAGCACGGAAAAGCGGUUUGUGCGCAGCUGGGUGGCAAGUGUGUAACAGAGCAAGAUGGGUACUACACUGUAUCUGGGAUUUGUUUGGGUCUUGGUCUGUUGUCCGUUGUAUUCUUUAUGAUCCCCACUGCUCGAAAACUACAAGCUAUUCCUCCGAGUAGGUGGCGAGUAAUCUCGUCAUGAGGGACUAGUCGUAAAUGUUGGGAUCUGUAUUUAUGUUGACGCGGAGCAGACCACGGAGACACUUUCAAUGACUCUGUACGGAGCAGUCGUUGUACACGCGAGGAAUAGAAGAGACAACAACACAGUAGUGGUCACCAUGGCUCGGCCGAGAACAAGGCCACUGUGGU
Fomitopsis serialis is the source of this 1880-nucleotide messenger RNA. Its product is annotated as MFS general substrate transporter. Bases 31 to 1713 code for a protein of 560 amino acids. Gene Ontology annotation, cellular component: membrane. Gene Ontology annotation, molecular function: acetyl-CoA transmembrane transporter activity. The transcript is spliced from 14 exons. NCBI's taxonomy places the organism in Eukaryota, Fungi, Basidiomycota, Agaricomycetes, Polyporales, Fomitopsidaceae. The record is from RefSeq and is a predicted model, not a curated record.